CAGACGUAAGGUGAGGGAUGAACGGAUAAACUGGUCGAAGAAGACAAUCAGAGGGCUCAGAAACCAACAAGAUAGCGUCUGGGCGUAAUUUAUUUUUGUAGCUAUUGGAAGCGUGAUAUCAUCUUUUCUAUUUACAGGUCUCUCUGGUCUAGACGCAGCUAUCGGAAGAUGGAUAAAGAGGAAGAAGUACAUCACAGAGACCCACGCUCUUCGGAAAAUUAAUCAGAGGCGCUCUAACCGUCCAAAUAGAGAUCGCUUCUUUCUCUUCCUCAUCCGGGUGUAUAUGCAGGAAGAAUAUGGCUGCCUUAGCUACUGCAGAAGCUUGUGAUACAAAUGCAGCACUUCUGGCAAGUGGUGACUUGCGUGUUCUGCAAUCAAUAUUCCAGAUUUAUGGUCAGCGUCAAACAUUCUCUGGCCCCAUCGCCACUCUUAAGGUGUUUGAGGACAAUGUAUUGGUGAGGGAGCUUCUUGAAACCAGAGGUGAAGGAAGAGUUUUGGUUAUAGACGGUGGAGGAAGCAUGAGAUGUGCUUUGGUGGGAGGGAAUUUGGGACAGUUGGCUCAAAAUAUGGGGUGGGCUGGAAUUGUAGUAAACGGCUGCAUUAGAGAUGUUGACGAGAUCAAUGGAUGUGAUAUAGGGGUGAGAGCCUUGGCAUCCAAUCCCUUGAAAUCAAAUAAAAAGGGAAUUGGUGAAAAGCAUGUCCCUGUGUACAUUGCAGGAACCUUCAUACGUGAUGGGGAAUGGUUGUAUGCUGAUCGUGAUGGCAUUCUUGUCUCCAAAUCCGAGCUGUCGAUCUGAACCAUCAACCAUCCUUCAAGAGUUAUGGCAUGAAUAAGAGGACUGAGUUCUUAAGUCAUUUGUAUUUCAAUUUUGUCAGAUGUUUCGGGGGAAUUCAUAACACAUUUUUUCCUCCACUAUUUGUUGGCAUCAGAACGUGCAACAGAUUUGUGCAUGUUCCACAGAUUAAUAAUCAUUCACAAUUUACUCUC
Molecule: messenger RNA, 988 nt
Organism: Corylus avellana
Lineage: Eukaryota; Viridiplantae; Streptophyta; Magnoliopsida; Fagales; Betulaceae
Product: Ribonuclease E inhibitor RraA/Dimethylmenaquinone methyltransferase
Biological process (GO): regulation of RNA metabolic process
Molecular function (GO): ribonuclease inhibitor activity
Source: RefSeq, a predicted model, not a curated record